Molecule: messenger RNA, 1771 nt
Organism: Lathyrus oleraceus (garden pea)
Lineage: Eukaryota; Viridiplantae; Streptophyta; Magnoliopsida; Fabales; Fabaceae
Product: hydroxyproline O-galactosyltransferase HPGT1
Exons: 12
Coding region: 219-1247 (342 amino acids)
Cellular component (GO): Golgi membrane
Molecular function (GO): galactosyltransferase activity
Source: RefSeq, a predicted model, not a curated record
GUGAAAAGAUAGAGGUUGGAUUCUACCAAAAAAAAAAAAGAGGUUGGUGACUGUUUACCAGCAUUUCCAGCACCAGCACAGAAAAAGCAAGAGUCUCCCAUUGCUUUUAUUCACACACAAAAAAAUAGAAGAAAAAGAGUUUCUCUUGUUCAACCAUUCAUAUAUAGUAUUGGAUUCGAAAUUCAAAUUCCGAAUUGGAUUAGAAUUCAAAUUCCGAAAUGCAGAGCAAGGGAUCGAAACACCGAUUUUCCACUAUGGCGAAUCGAUCCCGAAUUCCUUCACUAUUCAUCUCCAUGUUCGCCACUUUCGCUUCUAUCUACGUCGCCGGAAGGUUGUGGCAGGACGCACAGAAUCGUGUUUAUCUCAUCAAAGAGCUCGAUAGGAUCACUGGUCAGGGACAAUCUGCUAUAUCAGUGGAUGAUACAUUGAAGAUCAUAGCCUGCAGGGAACAACAUAAGAAGCUUGAUGCACUUAAGGUGGAACUUGAUGCUGCCAAAAAAGAGGGUUUUGUUUCAAAGGGAUUGAUUGAGAGCAAUGGGACUUACUCUAAGAGAAGGCCUUUGGUAGUCAUAGGUAUAUUGACAAAGUUUGGCCGCCAGAAGAAUAGAGAUGCCAUUCGCAAGGCUUGGAUGGGAAAUGGUGCAUCUUUGAAGAAAAUUGAAGAUGGAAAGGGCAUCAUUCUGCGAUUUGUUAUUGGUAGAAGUGCAAAUCGCGGGGACAGUCAAGAUAAAGACAUUGAUCGUGAGAAUGGGUUGACGAAUGACUUCCUAAUUCUAGAGGAUCACGUGGAAGGAUCCCAGGGGAACGCAGAGAAGGCUAAAUUGUUUUUUGCUCACGCCGCAGAUGAAUGGGAUGCGGAGUUUUAUGCCAAAGUCAAUGAUGAUGUUUAUGUAAAUAUUGAUGCCUUGGGAGCUACACUUGCAACUCAUUUGGACAAACCUCGGAUUUACAUGGGAUGCAUGAAAUCAGGCGAAGUUUUCUCUGAACAGAACCAUAAAUGGUAUGAACCAGAGUGGUGGAAGUUUGGUGACAAAAAAUCAUACUUUCGUCAUGCAUCGGGAGAGAUGUAUGUUAUAUCACAAGCUUUGGCUAAAUUCAUAUCAAUAAACAGAUCCAUUCUUCGUACCUAUGCACAUGAUGACGUGAGUGCUGGAUCCUGGUUUAUUGGACUUGAUGUGAAGCAUAUUGACGAGACAAACUUUUGUUGCUCUUCUUGGUCAACAGGAGCAAUUUGUGCAGGUGUUUGAGUUUAUUCCAGUGCAUAAUUGUGAGAUGACUACCAGUUGUAAUACUCAAGAGCCAUCAGUUGUUAGACGCUUUUCCACAGAUCUGUGAACUCUAUUGAAAACUGAGACUUUCCUGGAAAGUUGCCUCUAGAUUUGAAGUGCAUCCUUACAUUAACGUGUAAGCACAGUUGGCGAAUUGUUGAUCGGUUCAAGGUUUACUAGCAGUCAUUACUUAAGGCAUCUGGCAUAGUAUACACCAAAAGAUUUACCUCUCUACUUAUAAGUUGUUUGAUAUCAUUUUAUGGUUCUUUCAUUCGUUCAUUGUAUAGGAGAGGAAGAUAUCGGCAGAAGAAUUUCCAAAUUGUAUUUUAAAGUAUUUCUGUGGGGACAUGGUGGCAUGUGGAGAGACUUCGUAUUUUUUGUACAUAGUAUAGUAAAUAUGAGUCAUGAUUAUGUUUUGGACGAAGACUAGGGUGAACAAGUGCUUCAUGUGGUCCCCUAGUUCAAAGUUUUUUUUUGUAAUACUAUUUUGAAGUUCUUUUGUU